AUGUCUGAAAAUAACGAAGAACAACAUCAACAACAACAACAACAACAACCUGUUGCUGUUGAAGCCCCUUUAGUAGCUGAAGCUUCAGCACCAGUCGACCCUUCUGCUGAACAGAAUGUCUCUGGUGAAGUUAACUCUACGCAAGUUGAGGACGAUCAGGGUGAAAGUGAUCCUUCUGUAGUUCCUGCCAAUGCUAUUACUGGUGGUAGGGAGACUUCCGACAGAGUCUUGUAUGUUGGUAACCUAGAUAAAGCUAUUACCGAAGACAUUUUAAAGCAAUAUUUUCAAGUUGGUGGUCCAAUUGCCAACAUUAAGAUUAUGAUUGAUAAAAACAAUAAAAAUGUCAAUUAUGCUUUUGUUGAAUAUCACCAAUCUCACGAUGCCAACAUUGCCUUACAAACAUUAAACGGCAAGCAAAUUGAAAAUAAUAUCGUCAAGAUCAACUGGGCCUUCCAAUCUCAGCAAAGCUCCUCUGAUGAUACGUUUAACUUAUUUGUUGGUGACUUGAACGUUAACGUUGAUGAUGAAACUUUAAGAAAUGCUUUCAAAGACUUCCCAUCCUAUUUGAGUGGUCAUGUUAUGUGGGAUAUGCAAACUGGUAGUUCAAGAGGUUACGGUUUUGUUUCCUUUACUUCUCAAGAUGAUGCGCAAACUGCCAUGGACACUAUGCAAGGUCAAGACUUGAAUGGAAGACCACUAAGAAUUAACUGGGCUGCUAAGCGUGAUAACAACAACAGUAACAAUAAUAAUAACAAUAAUAAUUAUCCACAACGUCGUAACUAUGGUAACAAUAAUCGCGGUGGUUUCCGUCAAUAUAACAACAACAACAAUAAUAACAUGAAUAUGGGAAUGAACAUGAACAUGAACAUGAAUAUGAACAGCAGCAGAGGUAUGCCACCAAGUUCGAUGGGCAUGCCAAUUGGCGCAAUGCCAUUGCCAUCUCAAGGCCAACCUCAACAAUCUCAAACAAUUGGUUUACCACCUCAAGUAAAUCCUCAGGCGGUUGAUCACAUCAUUAGAAGUGCUCCACCAAGAGUCACCACUGCUUAUAUUGGUAACAUUCCACACUUUGCCACUGAAGCUGAUCUGAUCCCAUUGUUUCAGAAUUUCGGCUUCAUUCUAGACUUCAAGCACUACCCAGAAAAAGGCUGUUGUUUCAUAAAGUACGACACUCACGAACAAGCUGCUGUUUGUAUUGUUGCUUUAGCCAACUUCCCAUUCCAAGGUAGAAACUUGAGAACCGGUUGGGGUAAGGAGAGAUCAAACUUUAUGCCACAACAACAACAGCAACAAGGUGGUCAACCACUUAUAAUGAAUGACCAGCAGCAACCAGUUAUGUCUGACCAACAGCAGCAACAACAACAGCAACAACAACAAUAA
Molecule: messenger RNA, 1380 nt
Organism: Saccharomyces kudriavzevii IFO 1802
Lineage: Eukaryota; Fungi; Ascomycota; Saccharomycetes; Saccharomycetales; Saccharomycetaceae
Gene: PUB1
Product: Pub1p
Exons: 1
Coding region: 1-1380 (459 amino acids)
Biological process (GO): cytoplasmic stress granule assembly; nuclear-transcribed mRNA catabolic process, nonsense-mediated decay; regulation of mRNA stability
Cellular component (GO): cytoplasmic stress granule
Molecular function (GO): mRNA binding
Source: RefSeq, a predicted model, not a curated record